Dibothriocephalus latus is the source of this 594-nucleotide messenger RNA. Lineage: Eukaryota; Metazoa; Platyhelminthes; Cestoda; Diphyllobothriidea; Diphyllobothriidae. The record is from the annotation of a GenBank genome assembly.
AUGGCCGGCAAAGGAGGGCGAAGCUACCUCAAAGAUCUGCGCAAUCUCUAUGUGAAUAUUGGAGAAUCCACCAGUGAGCAAGCGAGUAUCUCCUCCGUCUGCGGGCGCAGACUUGAAAUCCUUCUCACGCCGAAUGAGGGACCUUACGCGCAUGCGAUGUUCACUCUAGAGAUAGUCGCCUCUGAAAACUAUCCCCGUAAUCAGCCUCAGAUCCGUUUCCUCACACCAAUUUUUCAUCCCAACAUUCAUCCAAAGAAUGGCUACAUUUGCCUCAGCAUACUGGAUGACUGGAACAGCCUCCUCGACGCCAUCAAAGCAGUCCUCUUUCUUCUCUCCAAUCCAAAUUUUGACAGUUCCAAUAACGAGUUCGCCGACCUGCCCUCAGAGUACCAAAACAGAUUCGAUGAGGUGUGCAGACAAUUUCUUGCCGGAUUUCAUGUCAGGGGCGAGGUCUACCCGGCAAAUGAGAAAUGGUGUGAGUGGGCCCGUGCAAACAACUGCUUUCCGGUGCCAAAGUGCGACUACGAUGAAUCGCAACCUUCCACUCAGUCGACUUCGGUGGUAAGUGGCCUCAUUUAUUUGCUUUCUACCUAA